Molecule: messenger RNA, 7106 nt
Organism: Coprinopsis cinerea okayama7#130
Lineage: Eukaryota; Fungi; Basidiomycota; Agaricomycetes; Agaricales; Psathyrellaceae
Product: nonmuscle myosin heavy chain b
Exons: 14
Coding region: 1-6897 (2298 amino acids)
Cellular component (GO): myosin complex
Molecular function (GO): ATP binding; cytoskeletal motor activity; actin filament binding
Source: RefSeq, a predicted model, not a curated record
AUGAACGCUGAAGCAGCACGGGCUGCUGCUGCACAAGCCGAAUUUAAUGAGAAGAAAUGGGUCUGGGUGCCCGAUGCGAAGGAGGGUUAUCUAGCUGGCUGGGUUAAUCAAGAGGAAGAAGAUGCUGCUGAAGUCGUCAUGGCUUCUGGUGGGGAGAUCAGAAAGGUUCCUUUCGACUCUUUGUUCAAGAUGAACCCACCGAAAUUCGAUCGAGUGGAAGAUAUUGCAGAUCUAACUUUCCUCAACGAAGCCAGUGUUGUUCACAAUCUACGGCUCAGAUACGGCUCUGGCGCAAUCUACACGUAUUCAGGCCUCUUCUUAGUGGCUAUAAAUCCCUACCAACACCUUCCUUUGUACUCCGAUGCUAUCAUCCAGCAGUAUCGGGGUAAGCGGAGAGAUGAGAACCCUCCGCACAUCUUUGCAGUCGCUGAACGCGCAUGGGUGAACAUGGGUGACGAGCGAGAGAACCAGAGUAUCCUCAUCACAGGAGAAUCCGGAGCAGGCAAGACGGAAAGUACAAAGAAAGUCAUCCAGUACCUUGCUGCUAUCGCCACCGACGCACACCUGCCCGCUCCAACAGCCCCGACACAUUCACGGUCUAACACCGUGUCAUUUAGUUCUGGCUCGAGUCUUACGAGGACACCAUCGAGGAAGGGUCACCAUAGUAGUGGGUCCGUUGGAAGCGCGCUCACGGCGAAGGGAAGGCUUGGGUUGCUAGAACGACAGAUCCUGCAGGCCAACCCCAUUCUCGAGGCCUUUGGAAACGCCCAGACGCAGCGCAACAACAACUCGAGUCGAUUCGGUAAAUUCGUCCGGAUCAUGUUCUCGCCCGAUGGGAGCAUUGCAGGGGCCAACAUCGACUGGUAUCUCUUGGAGAAGAGUAGAGUGGUUUUCAGGAGUGAGGCGGAGAGGAGUUUCCAUGUAUUCUACCAAUUGAUGGCUGGAGGCGGAUCGCUCAAGAAUUCGUUACUCUUGGAUGGUGAACUCGAGGACUAUGAAUACCUCAACAAGAGCAGACGCGAGGUGGAUGGUGUAGACGACAAGGAAGAAUGGGGGGCACUCAAGGCGGCCCUAGACGUCGUCGGCUUCUCCAACCAAGAACAGUUCGAUCUUUUCCGCAUCGUCGCCGCGAUUCUACACAUAGGAAACAUCGUCAUCGCUGGCUCACGUUCAGACGAGGCGUCGAUGCCGGAUCCUUCUCAGGCAGAACGCGUGUGUCAUUUACUCGGGAUUCCUAUCGCAGAGUUCACGCGAGCCGUUCUUCGACCGAGGGCGCUGGCUGGCAGGGAGUGGGUAUCGCAGUCAAGGACACAGCAACAAGCCACGGACGAGCUUUCGGCGCUUUGCAAGACACUCUACGAGAAGUCAUUCGGUGCCCUCGUCGAUCGUAUCAACAAAGCCCUCGACCGACCUUCUUCCAAGGCCAACUUCAUCGGUGUCCUCGAUAUUGCAGGUUUCGAGAUCUUCGAAAUUAACGGGUACGAGCAACUCCUCAUCAACUAUACCAAUGAGAAACUUCAGCAAUUCUUCAACCACCACAUGUUCGUUCUGGAACAAGAAGAGUACGCGCGCGAAGGGAUUAAAUGGGACUAUGUCAACUUCGGACUCGACUUACAGCCUACCAUCGACCUGAUUGAAUCCAGUGGACCGAUGAUCGGUAUCCUUAGCUGCCUCGACGAGGAAUGCAUCAUGCCCAAAGCCACCGAUCUCACCUUCACGCACAAACUCGACGCUCUUUGGGCAGGACCCAUCGACGAUGAAGAGGACUACCACCCCGGUCGGGACAAAUAUGAACCUACGCGAUUCGACCAUGGUUUUAUCAUCCAGCAUUACGCUGCCAAGGUCGAAUAUCGCACGGACGGAUGGCUCGAGAAGAACAAGGAUCCCCUCAACGACAACCUCACGAAAGUCCUGGCGGCUUCUUCUGAACCCUAUGUCGCCUCCCUCUUUGCCGAGUACGCAGAGGUGCCAAGUGGUCUAAGUGGAAACCACUUCCUCUCCUUGGGGAAGAAGCGGACCCUCAAGAAGGGCGCUUUUCGUACAGUCGGUCAGCGUCACAAGGAGCAGCUCGCCAGCCUCAUGUCCCAACUCCGCGCGACCCAACCACACUUCAUUCGUUGUAUCGUCCCCAACACGGUGAAGAAACCCGGAAGAGUUGAUGUCCCGCUCAUCCUCGACCAACUGCGAUGUAAUGGUGUACUCGAAGGUAUUCGUAUCGCCCGUCUAGGGUACCCCAAUCGUCUGCCCUUCGUCGAGUUCCGGCAACGGUACGAGAUCCUCACACCCGGGAUCAUACCGCGAGGGUACAUGGAUGGCCGUGAAGCGUGCAGAAGAAUGGUCAACGCACUCGAACUGGACGACGUCAUCUACCGUAUCGGCACCUCCAAGAUCUUCUUCAAGGCCGGUGUCCUCGCUGAACUAGAAGAACGACGCGACGCUCUCCUCUAUGACAUCUUCUCCGGUCUGCAAGCGACUUGUCGAAUGUGGGUCGCACGACGGCAAAUGAAGAAGAUUCUCAACCGUGCCAAUGCGAUAAGGACCAUCCAGAGAAACGCGAGAGUGUAUGGCGACCUAAGGGAUUGGCCGUGGUGGCAACUGUACACUAAGGUCCGCCCUCUCCUUGCUGCCACACGCAACGACGAGGAACUACGGAAACGGGAGGUGGAGCUUCAACUGGCGAAGGAACGUGCUGAGCGGGAGAAACAGGCGAAGGAGGCAUUGGAGACACUGAAGAUGACUUUGGAGGCUGAGAAGCGGAGGGUAGAGGACCAACUGGAAGCCGAGCGGGCUCUCGGUCUUGACAAAGACGCCUUGCUUGAGCGUUCCAAGCGUCGCGAGGCAGAACUGGAAGAAGAGAUCGGCGCUCUCCAAACUGACCUCGACCUUCUCGACUCCCAACUGGACCGAGCGCUCAAACUCCAGAAAGAGAGCGAGGAGAAACACAAGUCUCUGCAACAGGCGUUUGAUCAGGCCGCGGAACAUCUUGUGCGCUUGGAAAUGGAACAGAAGGAGUGGGUGGUCAGGGAGAAUGAGUUGUUGGAGCAGAUCAUGGAGGCGGAGAAGGAGAUUGAAGAGUUGAGGACCGGGUCGACCGAGCUCCAGAAGGUUGGGGAAGAGUUGAAGAAUCUUGCGAUGCAGAGAGAGGAGGAUAUUGCAAGAACGAAGGAGCGUGCUGAUGUCAUGUUGCAGGAGAUGGAAGGCAAGCUGAAAUCUGAGACUCAAAGCCGCGAGCUGCUCAAAGACAAGUAUGAUGGCAUGGAACGUGACGCCCGACAAGCCAAAGAACAACUCGCAGAAAUGGCGCGCACCGCCAAUGAGUACUCGGCCAUGAUCCAGAAGAAGGAAGAGCAGAUCUCCAGCCUGGAGCAACAACUCGAUUCUGUGACGCUCGAGAAGGAAGCUGCCUCGAAGGAGAUCCUCGAACUGCAACAUGACAUCGACACACUGCAGGCCCAACUCGAAGCUGAACAGCAAGAUCGCGCAACCGAACACGGGCUCCGCACCAAACUCGAGGCUGAGAUCGACGACUUGCGGAAGGUCCUGGCCGCCAAGACAGAUGAGGCCACUCGUCGCAGUGAAGCUCAGAAGAGCAAGGAGGCUGAGAUUACCGACCUUCGUGGCCAACUCAAUCGACUCCAGGAAGAGCUUUCUGAAUCCCGCAAAUCAUCCCUGGAAGCUCAGAGCAAGCUGAAGCUGGAAUUGGAGGUGAUCAACAGGGAGCACAAGACGCUCCUGUCGAGUCACAAGUCGUUGGCAGAUAGGGAUCAGGCGAGUCAGGAUCAGCUGAAGAAGGUGCAAGCGAACAUCGGGGAGCUGGAGAAGAACAAGCGGGCGAUGGAGAGUGAAUUGCAGUCAUUGAGGACGAAGCUGCAUGACUAUGAAACGCAGAUGUCGGAGGCUACGCGACACAAGGAGGCUUUGGAGCGUCAGCUAGCAACCGCUCAGGCCAAAUACCGUGACUUUGAAGACGUCGAACUUCAAUUCCAGCGUGACAGAGACAACCUCGUUCGUCAACUCGAAUCGACCAAGCAACAAUUCGAAUCCGAGUCCCUCAAACGUACACAACUCGAGAAAUCUCUUGCAACCCAGAAGAGCGAAGUGGCCAAGUUGAAGGAACGCAAUACCAAGCUCGACAAGGACUUGAACACGGCUCUCAAGACGCUCAAGAAUCAGGAAUGGGAAAUCAAACAACUCGAGUCGAAGCAGGACAAGACAAUCGUCGAACACGUUCACGUCCUCGAGGAGGCCAAACGGGUAACGGAUCGUCAACUGCAAGAGGCUCAACUCGAAUUGGACAAGGCGAAGGUUUACAUCAAAUCUCUUGAGAAGGUCAAGGUCCGGCUCGCUGGCGAAGCUGAGGACUUGCAGCAGGAGAAGGAACGCGAGCUUCGUGAACGCGAGAAACGGGCACGGAUGCAAGAGGAGAAGACGACCAAAGCUCUCGCCGAACUCGAAAGGGAGCGCCAAAGCAAAGGGGACCUCGACCUCCAAUCGCGUCGCAUGCAGGCAGACCUCAAAGCGGCCCAGAGUCAAAUCGCCGAACUCACGGAAGAGCUCAAGGCCACUCAACGCUCCAAAGAGAACCUUGAGGCUGAACUCGAGCGGAUCGCAGACGAGACGGACAGCAUGGACUCGUUCGCCCGCAUCCAGCGUCAAUACGAGAGUCGCAUAGCUGAACUCGAGCAACAACUUUCAGAAAGCGAAGGCGCCCGUUCGAUAGCAGACCGUAUCAAAGAACACCUUGAACGACAGCACAACGAGAUCAGACAGCUCAUCCUCCAGAGCGGGAAAGGAGACGGAGACUUCCAAACCCGCCUUCUCAAGGAACUUCAACUCGCCGACGAGGCACUCGCCAAAGAGAUGUCCGCUCGGAGGAAGGUGCCUCGCUCAAGUGGCGCCCACGAGUUACGUCCCAUGUCCAGCUUCUCCACCCCGACGAAGCAACGCGUCAACCAGAACGUGCACUUUGGCUCACCCUCUCAAAUCCGCGCUGAAUCGAGCAACAAACAAAUCAGCGCGCUUAAACAACAAGUCCAGGUUCUCGAGAUUCAGAUGGCUGCUUCUGAGCGCGUUCGAAGGCACCUCGAGGUUUCGCUACGAGAGAUUACCCAUGAACUGGAGAACAGCGAUGGCUCUAAACAGUUCUUGCAGCAGUACAAGGCUCGACUGAUUAAGGAGAAUGCCAGGCUUGCGGAUCUGCUCAAGGAGGAAGCCGAUGCCAGGAAGGCUGCGGAGACUGCACACGCGGAUGGAAUUCAGGCUAUCUGGUCCAAAUUCCAGAAGACGAUCUCGGAGGAGAGGGAGAGUUAUGCCAGGUUGGAGGAGUCGAAGAAGGCUUUGUUGGCUCAACAACGUGCAGCGCAGAGCGAGAUCGAUUCACAGAGGGCACAAAUUCGGGAUUACAGUUCUGCCAAGAAGCGCUUGCAAGAAGAGGUCUCGUCGCUCAAGAACCAACUGGAAACUACCAGGCGCGAGGCUACGGAUGCCAAACGUCAGUUGCAGCAACGCAUCCAAGAUUCCGAGGUCAACUCGGCCGCUUUGGAGGCUGCCAAAGCCGAGCUCAAGAACGUCAUUCAAACGUUCAAAGAGAAAGAACACUCGUACGUCGAACGCCUCGAGUCUGCCGAGAUCGCGCGUGCCAAGGCCGCUCGAGCCGAAGCAUCUGUGCGCCGCUCACUCGCCGAUCUCGAGAAACAACAAGCCGAUACCGCUGCCGAGCGUCUUAAGAGUCAACAACGUCUGCAGGCUGCCGAGAAGAAGCUACACGAGAUGCAGCGCAAGCUCGAAGAAGGUGGAAAGGAGACUUCAGACGAGGCGGCCCUCCGACAGCACUUGGUCGAGGAACUCGAAGAUACCCGCGAACGUCACCAGAAGGAUCUGGCAGAUCGCGACUUUACCAUCGAUCAGACGAGGAAGAAAUACCAAGCCGAACUCGCUCAGCUCAGCGAGGAGCUACAAUCCCAACGCGACAAUCUCUCCAAACUGCGCGAGGAGAACCGCAAGCUUCGCUCGGAAUACGACGAGCUCCAACUUCGCUACGACGACGAAGUCUACAACAGCGGGGGCUGGAAGAAGGAGAAGGAACGAAUGGAAACCAAGAUUCGCGACCUCGAGAAAGUCUACGAAGCAAGUACGGGCGCUCAAGCCGAGCAACAAUCGCAAAUCGUGGCUCUUCAUUCCCAAGUUCGCGAAUUGCGCGCUGUACUCGACGAUGCUGAAGCCGAUCGGGCUCUCCUCCAGAAGGCCCGUCGUGCAUUGCAAGCAGAGUUGGAGACUAUCAAGUUGGAUGGGGUUGACCCGAAUAGGAUGAGCUCUGACACCGAGUUCCAGAGACUACAGUUGAGGAAGCAGGAUUUGGAGAGGCUAUUGGAGGCACAGGAGGACAGAGCGACAAGCGCGCUCGAUAGGAUGAAGAAGGCGGAAGCCUAUGCGAAUGAUUGCCAGAUUGAGCUUGGUAAAAUCCGAGUGGAGAAUUCGGAGUUGGAGAGACUCAACGCGAGCCUUGAGAAGCAGAUCAAGGAGCUCAAUGUUCGGAUUGUGGAUCUGGAGACUCGAUCGUAUGCCAGCCCUUCGCGAUUGUCACUUGGGGGAACACCGCGCAAAGUUGAUUCGAGGAUUGACGACCUGGCCAGUCAGCUCUCGAGCAGCAGUGGAAGCAGUGGCCGGCUUACAGAUAAGCAGCGCAUCAAGAUGGAGGAGGAGAAGCGGCUCCAUGAAGCUCAGAUCCAUAAUCUACGGAAGCAGAUGGACUCCAUGCAAACACAAGAGCAUGAACUUCAAGCUGCCAAACGUCGGGCAGAGCGAGAGGCAGCAGAUUACAAACAGAGGGCGCUAAACCUCGAAAGAGAAUUAGAGAGCAUGAAGACACGAUUAGUCUCAGGAUCACCGCGCAAAUGAACUCUCGGCGGUUCUCUUCCCUUAACGAUUUUUAUGACCUAAACUAACGCGCAAAGUCUACUGUAUUGAUACCAUUUUCACGCUGUCUCUUGUCUUAGAUUGAUGCUCGGACACACUUUUGUUCUCUGGUCACCGUCUUGUAUUUUGGCAACACACACCGCAUUUUUUUGUAUCAUUGGUUACACGAAUUCUAUCUACUUGAUUGAUAU